Molecule: messenger RNA, 717 nt
Organism: Paraphaeosphaeria sporulosa
Lineage: Eukaryota; Fungi; Ascomycota; Dothideomycetes; Pleosporales; Didymosphaeriaceae
Exons: 2
Coding region: 1-717 (238 amino acids)
Source: RefSeq, a predicted model, not a curated record
AUGGUGGAAGCCCCCAAUGAACUCCUCGUUUCCGCAGCUGUUGUGACGUCGACUCUGAUCCUAGGAAUUCCUGUGGCGAUCGGCACCAUCGUCCUUGAUAACUCAUACGUCCCAGACAUCGUCCUCGGUUCGAAAUCCAUCGACGCCGGUCCCUCAGGCUCGAAGACGCUCAGCUUUGGCCUGCAAACAAGCCCAGAUGAGGCCGUUCUCGCAUCUGCAUACAUAUCCAUACUCGCAUCCAUCGUCCUUGCUGUCUCCCUAAUCAUCCUUCGACACACGAAUCUCCUAGGACGCACCGCGGGAUGGGGCGCGAUAGCUUCCGCGGCAGCGAAUCUGCUAGCGCAAAUCGGAUGUAUCGCUGCGUGGGGUAUCCUGCUAAUGACGGAUGAAGCGAAGCACGCGCAGUCUGUGGAUCUUUCUUACAAUGAAAGGCUGCAGAGGUAUGAUACCCGGGGCCGCAUGUUCACCCGCGAGGCGUGGGCGUGUAGUAUGCAGGCGCUGUUCAGGGAGCGGGAAGGCGCGUGGGCGGGGAAGGCGUGUGUAAAUAUUAAGUCGGCGCGAAUGGUGACCAUUGUGACGACAUUGUUUGGCGGUGUGCUGGUAGGUGUGGCGAUUUGGCAGGUUCGGGGUAGGGGUGGAUGGGGGUGGUUGAGGGGUGGGGCGGCGAGGAGGGAGAGGGACAAGAAUAUUGCUAUGGAGGAUUAUAGGCGGUCCUGA